Messenger RNA from Lasiodiplodia theobromae, 7296 nucleotides. RefSeq names its product Protein scaf8-like isoform x1. The record is from RefSeq and is a predicted model, not a curated record. The transcript is spliced from 10 exons. Bases 1 to 7296 code for a protein of 2431 amino acids. Lineage: Eukaryota; Fungi; Ascomycota; Dothideomycetes; Botryosphaeriales; Botryosphaeriaceae.
AUGGCCGAAGCUCCGCGCGGCCUGGUCCGCUUCCCCUUGAGCCAAGUCUCGUUUUCUCCAUGGCGCAAUCCUGCCCAAAGCACCCAGUGGCAACAUUAUGACCACGGCGUGCAGCACCAUGCCCUAACCGGCCAGUCCGUCGACAAUUACGCCUGGGCUGAUGAUGAGGAAGACGAGGACUAUGGUGACGAUGAUAAUGAAUAUGCAAGUAGCAGCAUUCGCGCCACCCUCGACGGCGCCGACUCCAGCUUCGACGGCUACUCUGCUGACGAUUACUCUUCUGCCACUGAACAGGAUGACCAAUAUGAAUAUGAUUAUGAGGGCAGACCGCUCGCAGCGCCUGAGCCCCCUGCACCCGCCAGCGGUGAGCCGCCCAUAGUCGACGUUCCGCCGCCGCCACCACCACCACCGGCAUUUCCUCCACCUGGGGACGAUGGCGGCGUGUUUAUCGUCCCUCCUCCGCCGCCUCCACCAGCCCCCAUGCCUGGUGAUGGCCCCAUCCCGCCUCCUCCGCCGCCCGUGCCUAUGCCUCCGCCGGGUGAUGAUGCAUCUGUUACGGUAGUUCCCACGUCCCCAUCGCUCAGCGUCAAGAGCGUGCAUUUUCCAGAUGACUUACGAGAUCCAAAGAGCGGCGGUGCCAUGCCGGUGAGAAGCAACAGGCAACGGUUGCUUCCGCCCCCGGUGCAAUUGAAGAUGGUGACUCCGCAACCGCAGAAGAGAUUGCAUGAAGGCCCUACGAAACAGGAGAGGAUUGAGAUGGCCAGGAAAAGGCAAGAGGAGCAGGCUCAGAAACAGAAGGAAAGGGACGAGGCUUUGGCCCAGAAAAGGGCCAAGCAAAAAGAGGUGGCCGAGCAGAAAAAGAAGAAAGAGGCCGAGCAGAAGAAGAAGAGGGCUGAAGCUGCUGCGAAGAGGAAAGAGGAGGAGAAGAAAAAGCUGGAGGCUCGCUUGAAAACGACGGCGAAGAAAUCCAAGAAAGGCAAAAAGGAGGAAAAGAAGGCUGAUGACGAGCCGAAAGAGGAAGAUGCAGUCAUAGUGGUGGAUGUUGGAGGCGACGGUGCAGUUGACGAUGCCGACGUUGUCGUUGUCGAUGUGGGGGCCAGUCCUGACCCCCCUGCGGACUCUGAGCCAACCAGCGCUGAGACCCCAGCGCCACCCGAACCUGAGGCUCCGAGCGCUCCAGCAGACCCUGAUAGUGGCCCCGUUGAGGCUGAAGUCAGCCAAAGUAACGACGCUUCACCCCCUGCUGCUGAUCUUUCAGACCCACCUGCGGAUCCAGCCCCGAGCGAAGAAGCAGAGGCCGGGCCUCCGGAGGUUGCAGAACCGCCAGAAAUCCCCGUGAACCGGAAAAGCCAGCUGUUGAGAGUGAAGAUAGUUCAGAUCAACCUGCUGCGGCUGAAAGUUCAACUGAAACCGGAGACAAUGGUGCCGAACCCGAGUCCUCAACAGCUCCAGACCCCUCGGAAAGUCAAGGAGACUGGAGAGCCGAACACGCCGGGAGAUUCUAACGAAGGGCAACCACCGGCGGCUGAUCCUCUGCCGCCACAAUCUGAAGAGGGAGCCAUGCCCACCGAUAACGCUGAAGAUCAAACUGCAGGGGAUUCCAGCCCAGCUGAGACGCAACCUGAGGCAGAAGAGACCCCUCCGCCAGCCCCUGACCCGCCUACGGACCCGCCUGUUGAUGAUAGUAAUGCUGCUCAAACCGACGAAUCUGCAGAGGCGAAUUCGAAUCCACCUGCCGAGAAUGCUGGAGCUGAUGAGUCGACGCCGGAAGAGCAAAGCCCGCCAGCGGAAACGAGUGAACCGGGUCCGCCACCCGAGGGUGAUAGUACACCACCGUCUGCUCCCGAUGCGGAGGGAGAUGGAGGUAAGCAGGAACCAAAAACUGACGAUGACGGCGAUUUCGAUCCGGUAGAGCCUGACCCAGAGCAAUCCAACGCAAAUGACGCUUCCGCGCCUUCUGGAGACGCCGAAGUGCCACAAGAUGGUGGCCCACAGAAUGAGGUUGACGAGAGCAGCUCGGGCCCGGAGAAGGUCGCAGAGGCUCCUGGUGAAGCGAGUCCAGUGACCGGGGAUGCAGCAGAGACGCAGGAGCCGACUGCCGAUCCACCGCAGCCAAGCGGAGACGCGCCUGCCCCUGAUGCUGAAGGAAGUGGCGAUGGCACCGACAAAGCUAAAGGUGAAGAGGAUCAGCGGAAGGAGCCUAGUGGCGCGGCACCUCCUGAGGUACCGGAUCCACCAGAGAACACCGAUGAGCCACCACCAGUCACGGCGCCCGACGGUGACAACGCGGGUAAUGAGGGCGAAAACAAUCAGGGCCCUUCUGACGAGGGGUCAAGCGACCCUGCGGCUGACAAGGACACUGCUGCCGAUACACCCACGCCCGCUGAAGCCCCUAAGGAAGAAGACGCAUCAGCAGAUCCCACCCCAAGCAAUGAUCCCCAGCCCGAAGCACCUGGAGAGGGCGACUCAAGCCCACCAGAGACUGGGGGCAACAAUGAUGUGCAGCCCAGCAGCGCUGCGGAGGGUUCGGGUGAUGAACAGCAAAAUGACGCCAACGACGCUCCGGCCCCGCCUGCCGCGACGCAGGCUGAGGGCUCCGAAGGGGGUAGUGAGGCGGCCAAGACAUCUGAAGACCCGCCAGCUGACGCUGCGGCGUCUGGAGAACAGUCAAGUGGUGACGGCGAGAGCGCUCCGCCGAGCGACCCCGCCCCGAACGAGACCGUUGAGACCCCUGACGCGCAAGGCGAGCCUGAAUCUGGCAGCGGCUCAAAUGAUGAGACUCAGCAGACUACGGCGCCUGCGGAAAAUGACGUCGACCCAGGGCCACCGACGCAGGAGGCCGGGGAUGGCGAGGAGGUGAAGGAUCCCCCGAAGGACGGCGAAGCACAGGAAAGUCCUGAGGAAGAAACUGCUGCGCAGGAGGAUUCUGAGCAGAAAAAGCCCGAAGCAGAGGACUCAACCGAUAAAGAAUCGAAAGACGAAGCUUCCCCAGCUGAAGGGACAGAAGAUCAGAGCCCGAAGAACGCUGAACCCGAGCAACCUGCCGAAAGUUCUUCAGGCGAUGGCGAUGCGCAACAGGAAUCCAGCCCGCCUGAGGGUGGUGAGAACGCAGUGGAGCCUGAGGGCGAGAAGCCCAGCGGUGAGACUGACCCGCCACCUCCUCCACCCCCAGAGGAGCCUGAGAUAGCCGAGCCGCCGCCGGUAUACACCGAAUCCGAUCAACGCAUCGCGAGGGAGGUCAUGCAAGAAGUAGAGGAAGAAAAGAAGCGCAAGGAAGCCGAGGAAGCCGAAGCAGCCGCGAAAGCUAAAGCAGAAGCGGAAGCGGCAGAGCAGGAGCGGGAGAAACAAGAGGCCUCGAAGCAGCAGGAGGAGCCAUUGCAGUCCGAGUCUUCGGAGCAAGCGCCAGGCGCAGACGGCGCCAACGCAGUACAAGAAGGUGGCACAAACGGUGAGGAUGCGACGCCGCCUGCUGAUGAUUCCGCUACAACUGAGCAAGGUGAUACGAGUGAGACCCAGUCUGGAGAGACCCCUCCUGUUGAACCCCCGGCUCAAGGCGAUGAAGAGAGCAAGCCGGACACAAAUGAUAAUUCUGGCGGAGAGUCAACUGAGACGCCCGAAAAGUCUGAUAGCAAGGCCGAAGGGGACGAUUCGAGUGCUUGCAAAGAUGGGCAACCAGACAGCGGAGCCGAGAACCAGGCUGAGGCGCCUGCUGAAGAUAAGAAGGACGCCAAGACCGAAGUUGCAGAACCUGAGACCGCGGAAGGUGGAAGUGCUGAUGAUUCCAAUGCCGCCCAGGAUCCUCCGCCCGUUGACGAAUCCCAAGACAGUCAGGAUUCUAACCCAGAACCUCAAGACAACGCCACAGCCGAGGCUCCUGGCUCUGGAGAUCAAAACCCUACUGAUUCCGGGGACUCUGCUGUGCCGAAUGAGGGCAAUGGUGAGCCCACGUCUGAUGGUGGGACGCAAGAUCCGCCUGCUGAACAGGAAUCCUCACCACCAGCCGACUCACCUGAAAGCGGUGGUGAUAAGCCUAACGCUGAUGUGCCAUCAGCGGAUCCACCGCCUCCUGAGGGCGAGGAUUCCGGGGACAAAGGCGACCCGCCCGCUCCUACCGAGUCCAGCGGAUCCUCUGAGGAGACAGAGAAGCCUGCGGAAAGUAACGAGCCAGCGCCGAAGGCCGCGGAGGGCGAUGGUGGAGAUAAACAACCGGAAAGCGACGAGCAAACUCCGCCGGUUGAGAACACUUCCGAGUCCCCAGACGCCCAGCAACCAACGGAAGGUAGCGACCAGCCCACAAAAACUCCCGAAGCUGAGGGCGGCGAAGGUCCUUCAGAAAAAGUCGAGACAGUGCCCAACUCCGACGGCUCCGAAGAUGCCCAAAAGGACGCGCAGACCAGCGAAGCGCCCGCGCAAGCCGAAGACACCCAAGAUCCCAAGCCUGGCGCGACGACCGAGGAACCCAGCAGCGCUCCUGUUCCAGAGGGUGAAACUGAGAAUGCUGCUCCCGCUGAAGGUAAUAACAGUAGCGGUGAUGUCAAUGAGGAGCCCCAAACAAGUGAGAGUCCACCCGAAGAUAGUCAGACCUCCGAUCCAGCACCUGAACCACAGGCUGCCCCUGAGGUUGCCCCUGAGGCUCCCCCAGAAGCUUCCCCAGAGGUCCCUGCUGAGGCACCUCCUGAGCCUCCGGCUGAUUCGGCUGCUGAAUCGACGCAAGACAGCACCGAUUCGAGCGGCGCCGCCCCGCCAACCGAAGACACCCAACCCACUGAUGUUUCACAGCCGGAGCAAGAAGGCAGCAACGAGGCCGAAGGCGAGGCGGCGGCGGCUGCAAAGGCAGCGGAAGGUGGGGAAGAGAAGGUCGAAGAGUCGGCCAAUGCUGGCGAGGCUGUCGAGGCUCCGCCGGCUGAUGUCGCGCCUCCGGCUGGCGAUUCUGCGCCGGCGGACGCAGAGCAGCCUCCUCCACCACCACCUCCUCCGAUUGACCCCCCUGCUCAGGAGAGUCAAGGCGUCGAAGAAAGCCCGGCUGCCGCUGAAGAGGUCCCGGCCGCUGCUGAAGAAGCCCCACCUGCCGCUGAAGAAGCCCCGCCUGCUAUCGAAGAGGCCCCGCCUGUUGUUGAAGAAACCCCACCCGCUGUUGAAGAAACACCGCCUGCUACUGGAGAGGCGCCACCUAUUGCUGAAGAGGCAAAGGCUGUUGUCGAAGAAGCUCCACCUGUCGCUGAAGAGGCUCCGCCCGCUGUUGAGGAAUCACCGGCUGUUGCUGAAGAAGCUCCGCCCGCCGUUGAGGAGGCUCCGCCAGUUGUCGAAGAAGCUCCACCGGCUGUCGAGGAAGCUCCGGCUGCUGUCGAGGAACCUCCCGCAACCAGUGAAGAGCCUCCGGCACCACAGGAGGCCCCUGCAGUCGCUAAAGAGCCAUCUCCCGUAGAAGAGGAAUCCAAGCCCGCGUCCGAGGAACAAGCGCCGCUAGAAGAAGUCCCACCCAUGGAACCUCCAGGGACAAUAGUCGAAUCAUCUGCACCAAAUGGCGAGCCGCAAGUAUCAGCUGAAGCAGAUGUUGUUCCACCGCUUGAGACGUCGGAUCAUAGGCGUCGUGGCUCUGUUUCGUCUCCCACCGGAUACGUACGCUCAAGAGGAAUGAGCGACGUCAGUGAGAGCAAAGGAUCAAGUGGGAAGGACUCCUCCAGCCGAAGCAAAGAAAAGCGCAGCUCUCACGUUUACGGUGAAGUCCGCGAGCACAGAAGCAGGGAGCACAAACUGAAGCGGUCAUCAGGCACCGUGUCUGACCGGGACAGGGAGAGGGAUCGCAGAUUAUCCGCCAUGGCCACCGAUACCGCCGAAGAUUCUGAUGCAAGAAGGGAGCGGCGCCGGAAGGAGCGGCGUAGACGGGAGCGGGAGAAAGAAAGGGAACAAGAAAGGGAACGGGAGGUCAAAGAGGAAGAAGAUCGACAAAAGCGGCACGAAGAACGGAAGGCAGCCAAACAGGCCGAAGACGAACGUCAGAAGCAGAAGGACGAGGAGCGAAGGCGGAAGCGGCGCGCAGAGAAAGAGGCCGAGAUCGCCCGUUUGGCAGAAGAAAAGGUCCGGAAACAGGAAGACAUGGAGGAUGAAGCCCGCCGCCAACGCCGCAAAGAGCGUCGGCAUAGGGAGAGGCACUCAACUGCCGUAGAAAGGGACGACUUACCUACCCCUGAUGUUUUGCCGUCGCCAACCAUGGAGGCUAAGGAACUUCGAGGCGAACUUCCGCCAGCUGCUCCGCGACGCCGCAACACGGAAACCAACGCUCGCGCUACCAGUCCUAAACGCCUGAGUACGGGGUUCAUGGGCUUCUUUAGCCGUUCCAAUACGACUCCCAUCAUCCCCAAGGAUAGAGACCGUGUCACUCAGCCACGCGACAAAGGUAAGGAACGCGAGCGCGAGUCUGCUCACCGUUCGUCGCGCCGCAAUCACGAUCGCACCCCAAGCGAAGAAGAGCAGCGCCGCCGUCGCAAGGAACGCCGAGAUUAUCCUCCGAUGCCUCCACCUAUACCCUCCGAGGAGCGUAUACGACUUGGGGACAUUGCAGACGCCGACGAAAUCUCCAAUUCGAACGAGACCGGAACAGCCACUCCGCCGCAGUUCAUCCCCGAGGCCAUGCCGUCUCCCGUCAACGAGCUGCCGGAACGCAUGAUUGAUGAUAGCAUGUUCGAAUAUCUCCGGGCUACCGAGGAUGGCGGCACCGGUGGCAGCAUGGACGAGGGCAAGGCGGAGAGUGGCAAUGCCGCUGGCGCUGUCAGAGGUGAUGGGGAAGGCACCAACAGCAACAGUGUCCCGAGCAGCUACGAGGCUCUACCUCGACCGCCACUCACGACGUCGUCGCCGGUAGAUGAGAGGGCAGACAGCGAUAGGAGUCGGCGACGUCAAGGGGAGCGGGAGCAUCGGAGCGGCAGGACCCGAGAGGAGAAAGACAGGGACAGGGAUAGAGACAGAGAGCGAGAGCGGGAUCGGGAUCGGGACCGGGACCGCAACCGGGAGCGUGAACGUGAACGAGAGCGGAAGGCGAAGGACAGUGAUGAGAAGCGCGGUGAGCAGAGAAGAAGGAAGGAUAGCGCGGCUGUCGAUCCUGCAGCAGCUGCUGCUGCUGGAACGAGAGAGCGCAGGAGGGACGAUAGAGAGAGAGGUGAGCAGCGGGAGCGGAGCGAGCGCCAUCGACAACACGGAAGUGGCAGCGGUAAGUCGUCCAAGGAUAAGGAGCGGCCGAAGGACGAUCCAGGGAAAGGUGGGCUGCUUGGGUCCCUGCGAAAGCUGGUGAAGACUUGA